AUGGCUCUUAACCUGGAGAAACAACUGCGCUUCUAUGGCGCAUACCACCAUGACGCAGUCAAUAUUGGCAUACACAUGGUCGGAGUUCCCAUUAUCCUCUGGACUACAUUUCUCCUGUUCACGAAUUCCGGCACCCUGAUCAAACUACCAGAGUCCAUGACCAUCCCCCACCUCGAACUGAAUGCUGGCACCCUCUUCUGCCUAUCCUACUGCGGCUUGUACAUCUUGCUCGAGCCAGUGGCCGGAACGGCGUUCGCCGCAUUGCUUCUCGCCGGAACCGCCUACGCACACCAACUGGUAUCGGUCCACGGGAUGACUGCCAACUUUUGGGCGGCGGCGGCAUUUGUGGCAUCCUGGAUCGCACAAUUCUUGGGCCACGGAGUGUUUGAAGGACGUGCUCCUGCUUUGCUGGACAACAUCUUCCAGGCAUUUUUCUUGGCCCCGCUCUUUGUCUGGUUAGAGAUCCUGUUUGCGCUUGGGUACAGGCCAGAAUUGAAGAGCCGAGUGGACAAGAUGGUGGAGCAAGAUAUUGCCAAAUACCGCGAGUCCAAGUCGCAGAAGGCGAAUGGGCAGGUGAACGGGACUGCUGCCAACGGCCACGCCAAGCAAUCGUAA
Fonsecaea erecta is the source of this 615-nucleotide messenger RNA. RefSeq lists its product as hypothetical. Gene Ontology annotation, biological process: sphingoid catabolic process. The transcript is spliced from 4 exons. Lineage: Eukaryota; Fungi; Ascomycota; Eurotiomycetes; Chaetothyriales; Herpotrichiellaceae. Gene Ontology annotation, cellular component: endoplasmic reticulum. The coding region runs from base 1 to 615 and encodes 204 amino acids. The record is from RefSeq and is a predicted model, not a curated record.